ACGCAGACGUCGAUAUGAAGAGAGCAUCCGUCGAUAUGAAGAGAGCAUCCGUUUUCUUCCUUCUUACAUCUUUAUUUGGCUCUUUCAAUGCCCGCUAUGUACAACAACCUAGUUCAAUAAAUGCAACUGUGGGUUUGACAGUUAACUUUACAUGUGAAGCAACUGGUGUAAAUUCACUACACUUUUUGGCCAAUGCCACACCAGUAGUUGGAAAUGCCCUUUCAAUAAGAGGUUUCCGACAAAGUCAAAAUACUAUUAAUGGAACUACAAAAAGUUCUUUACGUGUGGAGGCUCAAAAAAUUAACAAUAAUACAAAUAUAUCUUGUACUGAUUCUGACAAUAUUAGAAGUACUACUGCUGUAUUAAUGAUACAAGGUUUGUUAGCUAGUGUUCGUGAUUUAACAACUACCUUUAUCAAUGGAUCUAAUGUACUAUUAUCAUGGACAGCACCUUAUACACUGGACAAUGUACCUAUCACUGGAUACUACAUUGACAAUGGUUCUAGGAACUAUACCACUAGUGAUACUUCUUUUGUAUUAUCAAGUACUGAUCCUGAUCCUUGUAUCUUAACUAAUGUAUCAGUGUCUGCUAUUAAUGGAGUUGGAAGAGGUGAACCAGCUUAUACCAGUUUCUAUUAUAAAAGAGUUCCUCCUAAAACUCCUACAGUAUCAGUAAUUCCCGGGGCACUAGUUAACAAAAUGAACCGAUCAUUGUCACUAAAUAUUAUUAUUAAUGCUAGUAAAUUAUGUAUUGGAGAGUAUCCUAAUAAUAUAACAUUUUAUGUAUUAAGAACUGAUGGUACAGUAGUGUAUAGCAACAGUAUAUCACCAGAUUUUAAUGAACAAACGAUGGUUAUGACAGGACACAGUUCACUAAUAUUACCUGAUCUUCCUACUGUUAUUAUUAAUGUAUCAUUGAGUAACAAAGGGGGUGAAUUUAACAAUGUAUCAUCUUUUGUUCUAGGCACUCCUGGGCCAGUUACUGACAUUACAUUAAUUAAUAUUACCUGUAAUACUGUUACUGUCACUUGGAAUAGUCCUAAGUGUACAUAUAUCCUCUGUGAUAUUAUGUUGUAUUACAACUUGAAUAUUAAUGAUGUUCUAUUGAUUGCCAGCAAUACUCAUUAUAAAUUUAAAGACAAGAAUGUGGACCAUCUUAGUUGGAACAUCAGUGUCACUCCAGUUAAUAUAUUUGGAAAUGGAACAUCUACCAAUGCUACUUUUUUUAAUUAUACAGUUCCUAGGCCUGCACUAGGGCCUGCAGUAAAAAAUACUACUACUAUAUUUAAUGUAUCUCAUAUUAGUGUUCAGUACAACAUACCAGUUUCAGUAAUAUGUAAUACUGAAACUCCAGAGAUUGCUAAUAUUACUCUACUGUGUAAUGAAACUGGUUCUGUUGACACUCAUAUUGUUUCUGCAUCAGCUGGAAACAUAACUGUGUCAUUUUUAGUUCUCAAAAAUCAGACAUGUAAUUUAACCAUUGUUUUUAGCAAUCAUGCUGGGAGCAGUGAGCCAUUGAUACUGAUCAUAGAUACAUAUAUUGAUCAAGAUCCCACUAGUACAAUGAAUAAGAUACCAUGGUGGAAGAAGUGGGAGUAUAUACUUCCGGGAGUUAUAUGUUUUGUUAUAGCUGCUUGUGUCAUAUUCAAGCUUAUUUGCCACUAGUGUUGUUCUAGUAUGGAAUUGUAUUUUAGUUCUAAUUCUAGUUUUUUGACUAAAAAUACUAUUAUUUUAGUUCUAGUUCUAGUUUUUAACUAAAAAUAUAUUAAUUUUAGUUUUAGUCCUAGUUCUUUGACAAGAAA
Amphimedon queenslandica is the source of this 1801-nucleotide messenger RNA. RefSeq lists its product as uncharacterized. The transcript has 10 exons. The coding region runs from base 15 to 1664 and encodes 549 amino acids. The record is from RefSeq and is a predicted model, not a curated record. NCBI's taxonomy places the organism in Eukaryota, Metazoa, Porifera, Demospongiae, Haplosclerida, Niphatidae. Gene Ontology annotation, molecular function: protein binding.